Molecule: messenger RNA, 2388 nt
Organism: Ogataea angusta
Lineage: Eukaryota; Fungi; Ascomycota; Pichiomycetes; Pichiales; Pichiaceae
Exons: 1
Coding region: 1-2388 (795 amino acids)
Cellular component (GO): nuclear body; cytosol; kinetochore
Source: RefSeq, a predicted model, not a curated record
AUGGACUCAGAAAGGCACGCCAAGAUUCAGCGAUACUACGACUUUAUUGACUGCUCUAUUGAAAAUUUGAGGAGUGCAAACGGAAAAACCGAUACAGAUUCUGUCAAAGAAAUUGUACGCGAGCUACAGUUGGUGGUACCAAAAUACGGUAUAAGUCUGAGUCAAUUCAAAAUACUCCUUCAGAUCGUGCUAGACGACACAAACACCAAACUCUUUAGCACUUCCCUUAAAUCAAGAAUUGUGAAGAUCUGGCAUUGCUAUGAACUGUUAGACUUUGAUAUCUUUCUCCGUAUUAUCAGCUCUUUCAGAUUAUCUACGUUUUCCAACGAAGGAACGACACUACACCAAAAGAUUCAAACUAACAUGAGCAAAUGGCUUGUCUCAAACUUUUCCAACUUCAGGCUGAAUAAAGACUACUUGCGCAUUCUUCCCUUUUUGUAUAAUAUGCUGCCGAUCGGAUACAUCAGAACCCAUAUCAGCAUGAUCAUAAUUUACUUGAUUCAGCUGAGCUCGCAAAUUGAUGAGUCCUAUAAUGUUAAGUUCUUCCUCAACGCUUCCAGGAUCAUAUAUUUGACCGAACUUUACGAAAAAGACAAGAGCGUGUUGCCCUUGGUGAUGGUAAUCCACGGCUAUUUGCAAGGAAAGGAUAAUCUGCCUCUUUUUGAUACCUACAGAUAUAAGUUAGAGGAGAUUGUCGAGAAUGAAAGGCUUCCAAAGGAUGCGUUCAAGGUGGAUCGCCAAGUGCUGGACUCUUUGGUGGACGUCAAAGUUCAAUACCAUCAAUUUAAUCAAAGGACUGAUACCAUGUCGCCACUGAUGGAAAUUGAAGACUUCCAGGAGUUUUACUAUAACUUGCAAGACUUCAAUCAAAUGCUUGAGUAUCUCAAUUUAAGAUAUGGUGUUUCAGCCGUGGGACAUCGUCAUAAGCGCAAAAAGCUUGACGAGCUUACUUUUGAUCUCAAUACCAUGGACAUACUGACUUCUGGAUCAGUAGCAGAUUGCUACACAAUUCCUUCAUAUUUGUUGAAUUUAGACAGUGUUCGUGUACCUCGUCAAAUGGGGUUGUUGUUAUACCAGAUCGAUGAGUUUUCGCAUUACAAAGCGCAGCCAAGUUUCAAAGUAGCUGAAACCCUCGGCCAUUUCGUUCAAUUCUACCCAAAGCUCCCCCUGUACAUAGCUUUGUUGCAGCUUGAUCAUCACCAGCUAAACAGCUGGAUGGAGAUUAUUCUUGGUGAAGAGGGACAAAAGUUAAACCCUGUGCACGAACCAUUAUUCAACGGAUUACUUCAGCUCACUAGAUUCUCGCUGGUUCUGCUUCCAGCCUUGGAGCACUUCCUGUUGUCAAACCUGCGACCUGGGGACCCCAUCAUGAGUACUGUGAAAUUUUACGAGCUUAUACCUUACCUUGGAUAUCGACCCUGGUUACAAUUUGUACCAAUCUAUGAGAAGCUCAAGCCACUUUUGAGAAACUCUGUUAGUGCAUCUCGUGCAUUGGAAUCUACGUCUGCUCUCAUCACAAACUGGCGCAUUGUUCAAACCGCUCAUGAUGAUGAAGAAUUUUGGAAAACGAUCAAUAACCUGAUAGAGAAUGUGAUUUGGGAUUUCACGGAGAGUUUUUGUGGCCAAGCAGAACAACAUACUGACUGUAAACUAAGCUUUGUCAAAUUCUUGCGUGUGAUAUACCGAAUCGACUAUGAGCGCCUCAAAUUGUCAAAUCUAGUUCUACCACCAGUUGUACUUUAUGACCUCUACUUUUCAUCAAACUCCGUUCUGAUUGAUGGGAUUUGCCGACAUGUAACAUUCUGCAAACGUUAUUACGCAAACUUCCUUUCUACACAACAAGGACAUGGUGCCAUAAACUCGGAUUUGACUCAUAUGAUGUUCAGCAUGCUUAAAAAUUUGCACAACUCCUACGUGAUGGAUCUAUGCAAUAUUGUUUGGAGAGACAAGGCCUUCGACAAAAACGAAAAGUCGACUGCCAAGGGGUUCAUGCUUCCGUAUGCUCUCACAACAAAAAUGCUCAAACAACGCUAUCAUCACUACGAUUCAAGUAUCGACGAUGGGGAGGACUAUGAUUUUGAUUCUAUCAAAAAAGAUUUUGACGUCUUCUAUGCACCUGCAUAUUCUUCAUUGAUUACUGAUAUAAUAUCCCGUCUUGAAGACUUCAAUGAGGUAGAUAUUCGUCUUGCUGGGCCAUUGAAUGAAUCCGAAUUUAAUCGACUUAUAGGUAAUUCAGAACAAUGGCGCAAGAUGUAUUCUGAUUAUGACUACUUGAGACUAGAUAUAUUGGAAGAGCUGACAAACAUGGGGUUUGACGGAUUACCCAGUCUUCUUCACAGUUCACUGAAAAGUCUCUCGAUCAAGCUUAGAGCGCGAAUUGAGAAUUAA